AGCGGCAGCCGGCAGUCAGCAGCGCGAGACUCGGACACGGAAAGGCUGGUUCCUGAAGGACAUUAUCACUCUCAGCCAUGGGAAAGGAUUACUACAAGAUCCUGGGCAUUCAGUCUGGUGCCAAUGAAGAGGAGAUCAAAAAGGCCUACAGGAGGAUGGCCCUCAAGUUCCAUCCAGAUAAAAAUAAGGAUCCUAAUGCAGAAGAAAAAUUCAAAGAAAUAGCAGAGGCAUAUGAGGUCCUGAGUGACCCAAAGAAGAAGGCUAUUUAUGACCAGUACGGAGAGGAUGGACUCAAAAGUGGAGGAAGUGGCUCAUCCAGUGGACCAGGCACUACGUAUCACUACACCUUCCAUGGAGAUCCGCAUGCCACAUUUGCAUCUUUCUUUGGCGGCUCUAACCCCUUUGAUAUUUUCUUUGGCUCUGGACGUCAUUGGAACACCAACAAUGGUGCUGGAGACCAUGAUAUGGACAUUGACAUGGAUGGAGAUGAUGACCCAUUCAGCUCCUUCAGCCACUUUGGCUUCAACGGUCUCAAUGGGUUCCAUCGUGGGGCAGGUCGAAGGCCUCGUAAUGAAUCUUUGCACAGCAGCAGCAACACCAGGAGGAAGGUACAGGAUCCUCCUUUGGUACACGAGCUGCGGGUAUCUCUGGAGGAAAUCUUCCAUGGAUGUACUAAACGCAUGCGCAUUACUCGCCGCCGCCUCAACCCAGAUGGAAGAACAACGCGGACAGAAGACAAAAUCCUGAAUAUUGUCAUCAAGAGAGGCUGGAAAGAAGGGACCAAGAUCACCUUCCCUAAGGAGGGAGAUGAGACACCUGAGAACAUUCCAGCUGAUAUUGUGUUUGUGCUCAAAGACAAAGGACACCCACACUUCAAGAGGGAUGGAUCCAACAUCAUAUACACUGCCAAAGUCAGUCUUAAAGAGGCCCUGUGUGGUUGCACAGUGAACAUUCCUACCCUAGACAACAAGGUUAUUACACUGCCCUGCAAUGACAUCAUUAAACCAGGAAUCAUAAAGAGACUUCGGGGUGAGGGUUUGCCUUUACCCAAGAGUCCAUCCCAGCGCGGGGACAUGAUAGUGGAAUUCCAGGUGCGCUUUCCAGACAGGAUACCUCCUCAGUCCAAAGAGAUCAUCAAACAGCACUUACCCCAGUCUUAAACCCAUUUUAUUGGAUUUCUCUUAAUAUCUAUUUUAAGAUGAACAUUUACCUUCCACAAACAUUAAUAAUGAUCCAGAGGAAUGGAAAACGUACAAAAAGGACCGGAAGUCAAUUUCAUACUUUGUUACCCUUUUUAUCAUAUUGCCCUUUUGAGAGCAGGUAGGGAAAAACAUGACUUUCUGAAGGAAAAAAAAAAGAUUUUCUAAGCAAUUUGCUACCUUGAAGCUUAUGGCUUUCAUCCAUGACCUUUUUCAUAUUCUUCUCAAAUUUUUCACUCCAUUACUUUGAAGCAAAAGGGAAAGAAAAAAUUCCUGCUCUAUUUAAAGAAAGUUUAAUGUCAAUGAUGUAUGCUAUGCUCGUUUUGCAGACAGUACAGUUUAUUUGUUGUACCUCUGACAUUUUGUCCCUUCUUUAGUCUAGUUUAAAUUUGGAUUUUGGAUAAAGUAGAAUUUCAGAUAACCCUUUAGGUCCUUUAGAGUGAUGGGCUGCCUUUCGCACCAGCAAGUUCGAUAGAAACCAUUUGAUACGUUUUUACUCUCCGAACCAACCCAGCAGUCUAAAGGUGCUUUGUUCUCUGUGACCAGAUUAUUAGGUGCUGUCACUCAUCGCAAGUCUUUAAUGGUGUGAUCACAGAUUCUCGAGUGCCUUAAUACGGCUCCAACUAGCUGGAUUUUUCCAGUAAGGUGAUGUAAUGAAAAGACCAGUGUUUUCACCUCAACCAAGGCCUAUUAUGGUACCGUAUACUCCACUGAAUUGAAUAAGCAUGUCAUUGCAAGAUUAGCUUGUUCUGGCAGUGUUCGUAUUUGCUCAUGUUUGCUCAUUGCUGAUUAUAUGUAGUGUAAUCUGGAAAUGUUGACAUUGUGUUACACUAUUUACAGUACAACUUAUAAGUGAAUCUGUAUGAAUUAUUAAUAAGGAUUCCCUUAUAAGCAUUUCUAAAGGAUUUAAUCCUAUGACCCGUACCAGACAUUUCUUUAAAAUAUCCCUGACAGACCGUAUUAGACAAUCAUAAGUCUUUCGUGGUAGGUUUAAGAAAGAUUUGAGAAGUGAACGUUAAGUGGUGUAAAGAGUGAAUGCUUAGUUGAAAUUACCUUGUUAAGGAUUCAUUGUAGCUGUAUAUAAAAGCUUCCCUGAGACUCACGAGCACUUUCAGAAAACUGUGAAGUCCGAUGACUAUGAUGAUGAUGAUGAUGAUGAUUAAGGCUAAGGUAGGUUGUAAACAUGUAUCGCACACUAUGUAUACUGUUCAGUGCACACAACUGUGGUUCAAAAAUGUUAGUUGCAAAUAAGUAUAUGCAUAUGAUAAAGUGAAUGGAGACAUUUUGAAGUUUUAGUAUG
Molecule: messenger RNA, 2499 nt
Organism: Neoarius graeffei (lesser salmon catfish)
Lineage: Eukaryota; Metazoa; Chordata; Actinopteri; Siluriformes; Ariidae
Gene: dnajb5
Product: DnaJ heat shock protein family (Hsp40) member B5
Exons: 4
Coding region: 78-1160 (360 amino acids)
Biological process (GO): negative regulation of transcription by RNA polymerase II
Cellular component (GO): cytosol
Molecular function (GO): protein-folding chaperone binding
Source: RefSeq, a predicted model, not a curated record